Molecule: messenger RNA, 376 nt
Organism: Bursaphelenchus okinawaensis
Lineage: Eukaryota; Metazoa; Nematoda; Chromadorea; Rhabditida; Aphelenchoididae
Source: the annotation of a GenBank genome assembly
AUGGCUAGCCCAGCAUUCCACUCCAAGCCCCGGCCCGUCCCGCAGUUCCCUCCAACUCCAAAAACAAUAAUAAAACCUCCAAGGUUCUACUCGAACCAGAGUUUGAUCGUUCCGAGAUCAAAGCCGACAGGACCUACUACAGAGUCAGAGAACAACAAAGAAUGCGUCUGCGAGAGGCCAGAAGCCAUAGUCAUUUGCAGAAAGUAAGAAGUCCCGCUUGAAGAAAAACAUUUUCAGAUGUGGAUCAGAAUUACUAGGUCGCAUUCAAAUGUCAUGUCCUGCUCAUCCACGAAAGAUGUGCCUAAUGGAUCAACGUGAAUGUCCCAGCACAACGUGCCGUUCCAUUGCCUUGAUGGAGAUAACGCUGGAAGACUAA